Oryza sativa Japonica Group (Japanese rice) is the source of this 2482-nucleotide messenger RNA. Its product is annotated as enoyl-[acyl-carrier-protein] reductase, mitochondrial. Gene Ontology annotation, biological process: fatty acid metabolic process. The record is from RefSeq and is a predicted model, not a curated record. NCBI's taxonomy places the organism in Eukaryota, Viridiplantae, Streptophyta, Magnoliopsida, Poales, Poaceae. Gene Ontology annotation, molecular function: trans-2-enoyl-CoA reductase (NADPH) activity. Gene Ontology annotation, cellular component: mitochondrion.
CGGUCGGGGCGUCACCGUACCCCGUCGCCGCCGCCAUCAAUGAAUCCAGACGCAAACGGAAGGAAUCCAAAAAUCAAAACCAGCAAGCAAAGUGCAAAGAGGAGGAAGCUUGAUCGAACCUUGCGACCACCGUCCUAUUCCGUGGAAGGGGAUCGACCGGAUAUCGGCGGAGUUCACAAGGGGAGCGUGUGGCCAGCCCAUCUCAACCCAAUUAAGGCCCAGCCUUACACCAAGUACGGUGGUGUGAAGGAAUAAGUCCAUUUUGCCUCCCUCAUCUCUUGCGUUUGUGUGCCCUCAACCGGAAAACCGGGUAUAAUGCCUCCUCCUUCUCUGAAAACCAGAGCAAAUCACCUCCCUCGGUAGUUUUGCUGACGAUUUCAUCCGACGUGGCGUGUUGACCCGAUUGACAAGCUGACUCAGCAUGGAGGGACCCACAUGUCAGUGUGUAGCUCUCUCUCCCCCUUAUCUCUCUACCCGGCCUUUCUCUCUCUCCCUCAUCUCUUGCGCGUGGGAACGGCGAUGGGGAGCGGCGUAGGCGGUCGGAAGUGUCGGUCGGAAGUCGCCUCCACCUGCGCCGGGACGGGCAGAGGCAAUGCCACCGCCGUGGCGUCAACGACGAAGCGACUAACGACGACGGCAAGGGCGAGGCGCCUCGAUGUCCCCGCCCGCCAUAGCCGUCCUCUACGACCACCACGGCCCGCCCGACAAAGUCCUCAGGGUGGCUGAGCUGCCGCCGGCGGAGAUCGGCAACCGCGAUGUGUGCGUGCGGAUGCUGGCCGCCCCCAUCAACCCCUCCGACCUCAACCGCGUCGAGGGCGUCUACCCCGUUCGCCCUCCCCUCCCCGCCGUCGUUGCAGGCUACGAGGGGGUCGGCCAGGUCCACGCCCUCGACGCCGCCGUCGAUUCCCCGCUCCUCUCCCCCCGCGACUGGGUCAUCCCUUCCCCGCUCCGAUGUGCCUCCCCAAUACGCCGCCACCAUCACCCUCAAUCCACUCACCGCGCCCAGGAUGCUCCAAGACUCGACGCUGCCAUGGCGUUCAAUCCGCUCAGCUCGACGCCGCCAUGGCUCUCGCGGACAUGGCCGGCGCCACAACCGGACAACACGAGGCCUCGCCGCCUCCGCAUGCUACGCAGGAGGCGGCGGCGAGGGCGAGCAGGAGGACAAGGCGGAGAUGGCGACCACGAGGCUGAGCCUUGAGCUGGGGAAGGUCGGAAUCCAGUCGUCGUCGCCAUGCUCCAGCAGCUCAAGCGCCGACCACCCCGCGAUACAGCCCGCCGCUGCGGCCACGGCAAAUAAAAUUCCGACACGCCACAUGCUCUUGUCGUGGAGACCGAUGACGAGCGUGGUGGCGGUGAGCUGGUUCACCGUCGCCAACACCGUCUCCCCGACCUCCCCCUUCCUAACCACUAUCUCCACCUUCGCCUGCAUACCAUUUCACAAUUAACAAGAUGAUUGCUUCUUUCUUUGUUUUGAGUUGAGCCAACUACCACCAUUGAUUAAUUGGUUUACCUCCGCGAUGCCGUUGCAUAGCUCCCUGAAGGCGAGGGCGAGCUGGAAGCCGCCGAGGCGUAGGCUGCGCCGCCUCCGCCGCGACCUCGCCGACGGGCAGACGUGCAGCAGCGUGAUGCAGUCGCCGGCGCGGAUGAAGUUGCGGACGGCCCACUGCAGCGCGCCGACGGCAGCGACUGAUGGCGGCGGCGUCGAAUCGAUCUCGGUGAUGAUGGCCGCAGCCGCGCGCCGCCAUCGCCAACCACACAGGGGGACGGGGAGGCCGGCGAGCUCGCGCCGCCCUGAGCCCACGCGCCGCCACCCGGGAGCCGCCGUCGUCGGCCGCGCGCGCCGCCGCCUAUGCACGAGCAGAGAGCGAGAGGGAGGAAAGGAGGAGAAAAACAAAGAAAGAAAAGAGAGGAAAGAGACGCAGGAGCUGACGGGGACACCCUGCCAUGUGGUGCCCACGUGGGUUCCACGCUGACUCAGCCGCCACGUGAAACAAUACCGGGGUCAAAACCGCCGAGGGACUAGUUUUGUACUAGUUUUGUAAGUUGGACGAUACGUUGUAGCCGGUUUUGUGGUUUGAGGACGAUUUUAUAACUCGAUGACAAGUUGGGGGACCUUAGGUGUACUUUUUCCCGAAUUUAAUUUGUAUCCCUGUAUCACAAUACCCGGUAUCUCUGACCCCCUAACUAUUAAACCGGUGUAAUUUUGCUCCCUUGGCAGUUUUGGAGGGCGGGCUCACUGUUGUUGUGCCUACGUGGUGGUUUUAACCUAGUCGCUGUCUCACGUGGCAUUAGACGUGACUUUUGAGCUAGAGGAUAAUGAAAUGCCCCAGGUGCUUUCGUAAAGUGCGUGCAGUAGACCAGUAGUGCUGCAAUGCAGAUGCUCAAUUCUAAACUUGCUCUUCCAGUUAGCUAGAUGUUGUCUUUGUCCCCCUGACGUGGCUGUAUCACAAAAGAAUGAUCCUUUGCACCGGAGCUAAUUUUA